Catharus ustulatus (Swainson's thrush) is the source of this 1517-nucleotide messenger RNA. RefSeq names its product transmembrane ascorbate-dependent reductase CYB561. The transcript has 6 exons. The record is from RefSeq and is a predicted model, not a curated record. NCBI's taxonomy places the organism in Eukaryota, Metazoa, Chordata, Aves, Passeriformes, Turdidae. Gene Ontology annotation, cellular component: lysosomal membrane. Bases 167 to 928 code for a protein of 253 amino acids. Gene Ontology annotation, molecular function: oxidoreductase activity.
CCCAGAGGCAGCACAGAGGGGCCAGGGCAGAGGGAGGACGCUGGAUCUGGGGACUAGCACCUGCUGGCUCUGGGUGACAGGGAGGAGGAGAGGUGGCUUUGACAGUGGUGAAGGUGUCUCUGAUCCAUUGAGGGAUAACCCAGCAGCAAGCAUAGUGCAGGCUGCCAUGGACGGGGCCCCGCCGCCCCCCAGCCCCGCCGGGCUCUCGGCGUACGUGGCCGUGUCGCAGCUGCUGGGACUGACGCUCCUGGCCACCACGGGAGCCUGGCUGGGCCGCUACCGGGGCGGCGUGGCCUGGCACAGCCCCCUGCAGUUCAACGCGCACCCCCUGUGCAUGGUGCUGGCUAUGGUGUUCCUCCAAGGCGACGCUCUCCUGGUGUACCGGGUGUUCAGGCACGAAGCCAAGCGCUCCACCAAGGCACUGCAUGCGCUGCUCCAUGGGCUGGCACUCGUCAUCGCCCUCGUGGGCAUCAUCGCUGUCUUCGAGUCACACCGGACUAAGGGCAUCCCUGACAUGUACAGCCUGCACUCCUGGUGUGGGAUGGCCACCUUUGUGCUCUACCUCCUGCAGUGGUUCCUGGGCUGUGGUUUCUUUCUGUUCCCCAGUGCCUCCUUCUCGCUGAGAGGCUGGUACAAGCCCCAGCACAUCUUCUUUGGCAUCACCCUCUUCAUCCUCUCCAUCACGUCCUGCUUGUUGGGCAUUACUGAGAUGCUUCUCUUCAAUAUCAGUGAUUCCUACAGCCACUUUGUGCCUGAGGGCAUCCUGGCCAACACCUUGGGGGUGCUGCUGGUGGCCUUUGGGCUGGUGGUGGGCUAUGUGCUGACACGGGAGGAGUGGAAGCGCCCACCAUUGGCAGAGGAGCUGGCCCUGUCCAUGGACUUCAAGACCUUGACUGAGGGAGAGAGCCCUGAUGGUGGGAGCCAGUGACGUCCACAGCUCCUGAUCUCCGGCACGGGCUCCUUGUGAUUCUGAAAUGUUCCUGUGCAACUUGUCCCUGGUGGUUUGCACCUCUGCCCGGCCCAGGGUGACGACGACAGCUGGGGAAGAACACGCUUGGUGCAAUGCUGCCUGCUGGACUCACGCUCGCUUGGCCUUAAUUCUCCAAAGCUCUGCCCUGUCCAGCCCCUGGUGACCCCCAGGCCUGUCCCAGCCCUGUGGGAAUGGCAGUGCUGUGGGCAGGGCAGGGGCUGGCAGGGACAUGAAGGAGUCUCCGGGCUCCUCCUGCUCUGGGGACAGUGGGAGCAGAGAUUUCUGCAGUGUGCGUGCCCAAAGCCUACAGGCUGUUCCCAGUGCUGCUGGGCAGAGGGGAUGUUUGGCACUGGGAUGUCCCCCUCACUGGCAGCCCCUCACCCUCCAGCAUGGCCAUGUGUGGGGGACACUCCCUGAAGGGAGCCCUGGGGGUUCAGUGACCCUAUGCCUGUGCAGGUUCAGCAGCUUUGUGUCUGAAAUGUUUUCUUCCCACGCAUGAUGUGUUUGCUCAGUGGAUGCUCCCAGACUAAUAAAUGUUUGCAGCUAA